AGUUAGUUUAGAUGUUAAUUCCAUUGGUAUUCACAAUGAAGUUGUUAAGUGUUUUAUUGUUAAGCGUAACAAUUUUAGACAUAUGUCAUGGAUCCAAAAUAUUGGCUAUAUUCGCAACGCCUUGCAAAAGCCAUUAUAUACUUGGGGAAGCGUUACUUCGAGGUUUGGUGACAAAAGGGCAUGAGGUGACUAUGAUCAGUCCAUAUACAUUAGAAAAACCGAUGAAGAACUACAAUCAUGUCGUAAUCAAUGGAAUGGUGGAUUUGAAAGAAAAGUAUUCUCCAAUGUUUACUAAUUUAAACAUAUCGAUCUUGGAAAAAGCAAAGUUAAUGUAUGAAAUAUUCCCAGCUAUUAACCACAUAGCUCACAGCAGCUCUAAUGUUCGCGAGUUUGUCAGGAAAGGGGAAAAAUACGAUCUGUGUAUUGUAUCCUUCAUAUUGAUGGAAUCUAUAUUUGGAAUUUGUAAUAUGGUACAAGCUCCAGCAAUAGGAUUCAGCGUUAUAGGAAUGUCUUCAUAUCUCAGCUAUCAUACCAACAACCCUGUGCCAUUUUCAUACGUGCCUACUCCAUUUUUGAGUAUAACGGAUCAAAUGACUGUCAUGGAGAGAGUCAAAAAUGUCCUCACCUCUUACUUCUUUGAAGGACUGACGCAUUUCGUGUUGAUGCCGUACCAUCAAAAAUUGCUGAAUACAUAUUACCCACAGUUACCUAAAAUAGAAAAAUUAAUGGACAAUGUGGAUCUUUAUCUGAUGAAUUCUCACACGUCGACUGAUUCACCUAAACCUUUACUACCAAAUAUUAUUCCAAUAGGAGGCUUCCACUUGCAAAUUAUGGACGAAAUUCCGAAAGACAUUAAAAAAGUACUAGACGAGUCGAAACAGGGUGUUAUCUACUUCAAUAUGGGUAGUAAUGCCAAAAGCACUGACUUGGAUCCUGAAAUUAAAAAGGUACUACUAAACACAUUCUCCAAACUUGACUAUGAUGUGGUUUGGAAAUUUGAAGCAGAUCUACCAAACAAACCCAACAACGUUCACAUUGCAAAAUGGUUACCUCAACGACCUAUUUUGAUGCACCCCAGUGUCAAAAUCUUUAUGACUCAUGGAGGACUUGGCGGAACAGUAGAAGCAAUUCACGGUGGAGUACCAAUGAUCUGUAUGCCAGUGUUUGGAGAUCAGGGUAAGAACUGCGCAGAUAGUGCCCAAAAUCAGUAUGCAGUAGUUGUGGAACUAAUGGGACUCACAGAAGAAAAACUAUUAAAUGCCAUCAAAGAAGUAGCCACUAAUCCAGUGUACAAAGAGAAGAUUAUGUUAAAAUCUGAUUUAUAUAGAAAACAAGAGGUCAAUCCAAUGGACAAAGCUGUAUUUUGGGUGGAGCAUGUUAUUCGGCAUAAAGGUGCCAAGCAUUUAAAAUCUAAUGCAACUAAUAUUCCUUGGUAUCAAUAUUAUUUGUUAGAUGUAAUCAGUUUCCUCGCCGGCGUGUUACUGCUUGUACUGAGCAUUGUGUAUUUUAUUAUUAAGCUUAACUUCAAAAUAUUAAGUUGGUUGAUAAAGAAAGUUACAGACCAAAGAAACUGUUCUAGAAAUGAAUUAAAACAAAAAUAUAAAAAGCUAUAAUUGUAUUGUUCAAAUUAAUCAAUAAGAAAAUAACAUAUUAAUAUAUAAUUUUUUUUUGUAAAUUCUACAUCAAUUCUAGAUACAAUAAAAUUUUUCUUUAUCUUGAUUCAAAA
Messenger RNA from Dalotia coriaria, 1726 nucleotides. Its product is annotated as UDP-glycosyltransferase UGT5-like. Lineage: Eukaryota; Metazoa; Arthropoda; Insecta; Coleoptera; Staphylinidae. Gene Ontology annotation, molecular function: UDP-glycosyltransferase activity. Bases 12 to 1613 code for a protein of 533 amino acids. The transcript has a single exon. The record is from RefSeq and is a predicted model, not a curated record.